Messenger RNA from Iphiclides podalirius (scarce swallowtail), 321 nucleotides. Lineage: Eukaryota; Metazoa; Arthropoda; Insecta; Lepidoptera; Papilionidae. The record is from the annotation of a GenBank genome assembly.
AUGAUGGACGGCUACACGUACUCGCAGAACGCAAACUCCCAUAACUACUACUGCUCGAAGAAGGAUUCCGGUUGCAAGGCGCGCAUCAAGCUGGCCAAGGACGGCAGGAUCAACCAGGCUUUGUGCACCCACUUCCACGAGCGACCCAGAUAUAACAAUCACGCGAGGAACUUGUUCUACUGUUCCAAGAGAUCGGCCAAUUGCAAGUCCAGUGUCAGGCUGGACGAUUCAGGUCGUAUUAUUGGCAUCAGGGAGAAUCACGAGCAUGCGCCGCCGAAAUACAUCGUCGCAUAUGACGGAACCUACUUAAAGAUUUCCUCC